GGAAAACGUCCGGGUACGAAUGACGGCCGUGCCAGUUUUCUUUUAUUUUCCAAAGACUUAACGUCGCUUCACCGCCGUUUGGGGACCCCUUCUCUCUCAGUUUUCUUAAAGCCCGAGACUUUGGUCUCUCUCUCCCUCUCUCUCUCUCUUCAUAACGCUAGAGCUUCAGUCCUUGCCUUCUGCUUCACGCCAAACGUCUGUUCACUUCACUCACUCUUCUCUCUCUUGAGGUGCUUAUAAUGUGUGACGAGGACACUUCAAAAAUGCUUAGCUCAUUUGCCUCUUGAGCAUUUCACCUCCCCCCCCCAAACAUUUUCUUUUCUUUCUUGUUUUUGUUCUCUUUGUGUUUGGCUCUGUUAAUGGAGGAGAGGGUGGUUUUGAAAUGGAGGAAGAAGAAGAAGGAUGUGGCUCUGUGGUUUGGGUUGUCUCUGUUUCUGCUUUUACCUCUUGCUUCGUCACUGAGCGAUGAAGGGAAAGCCCUGAUGUCAAUCAAGGCCUCGUUCAGUAAUGUAGCCAAUGUUUUACUGGACUGGAAUGAUGCUCAUGACGAAGAUUUCUGUUCUUGGCGUGGAGUUUUCUGUGACAAUGUCAGCCUCUCUGUGGCCUCUUUGAAUUUGUCCAGCUUGAAUCUGGGCGGGGAGAUUUCGCCAGCCCUUGGAGAUUUGGGGAACUUGGAAUCCAUAGACUUGCAGGGGAAUAAGCUAACUGGUCAAAUCCCGGAUGAGAUUGGCAGCUGUUCUUCUCUUAUAUAUCUGGAUUUGUCUGACAAUAAUCUGUCUGGAGACAUACCCUUCUCGGUUUCAAAGCUUAAGAAGCUUGAGGUUUUGAAUUUGAAGAACAAUCAGUUGACUGGUCCUAUGCCUACGACUCUUACCCAAAUUCCAAACCUUAAAACUCUUGAUCUUGCUCGGAACCAGCUCACUGGUGAGAUACCAAGGCUAAUAUAUUGGAAUGAAGUUUUGCAGUACCUCGGAUUGCGAGGCAACUCUUUGACUGGAGCACUGUCCCCUGAUAUGUGUCAAUUAACUGGUCUGUGGUACUUUGAUGUUAGAGGCAAUAACCUGACUGGCCCGAUCCCCGACAACAUUGGCAAUUGUACAAGCUUUGAGAUCCUGGACAUAUCAUACAAUCAGAUCACUGGUGGGAUUCCAUAUAACAUUGGAUUUUUACAAGUGGCUACCCUGUCGCUACAAGGGAAUAGACUGACUGGAAAGAUUCCUGAGGUUAUUGGUUUAAUGCAGGCUCUUGCUGUUUUGGAUUUAAGUGAGAAUGAACUUGUAGGGCCAAUUCCACCGAUACUAGGCAAUUUAUCAUACACUGGGAAACUAUACCUGCAUGGUAACAAGUUGACUGGGACAAUUCCUCCUGAACUUGGCAAUAUGUCAAAGCUUAGCUAUUUGCAAUUAAAUGACAACAAACUGGUUGGUAGAAUUCCUGGUGAGCUUGGGAAGCUGAACCAGUUGUUUGAAUUGAAUCUUGCCAACAAUGAUCUGGAAGGUCCCAUCCCACAUGACAUUGGUUCCUGCACUGCCUUGAAUCAAUUCAACGUUCAUGGAAACCGCUUGACAGGAUCCAUUCCUUUAGCAUUGAGAAAUCUGCAGAGCUUGACCUAUCUGAAUUUGUCAGCAAAUGCCUUCAGUGGUAGAAUUAAUCUUGAGUUGGGACAUAUCAUCAAUCUUGACACUUUGGAUUUGUCCAGCAACAAUUUCUCUGGCCCUGUUCCUGCUUCUGUUGGCAAUCUUGAGCACCUCCUGACUUUGAAUUUUAGUGGGAAUCAUCUUGAUGGUCCCUUGCCUGCAGAAUUUGGGGACCUCAGGAGUGUUCAAAUCAUUGAUAUGUCAUUCAACAAUCUCUCUGGGAGCAUUCCGUCAGAAUUGGGUCAGUUGCAAAACCUUGCGGCAUUGUUGCUUAAUAACAACAACUUGCGUGGAAAGAUACCUGAUCAGCUAACCAACUGUUUCAGCCUUGAGACCUUGAAUUUUUCAUACAACAAUCUGUCAGGCAUUGUACCUCCCAUGAGGAACUUUUCACGUUUUUCACCAGACAGCUUCAUUGCAAACCCAUUGUUGUGCAGUGAUUGGUUGGGAUCGAUAUGCAGACCCGUUGCCCCCAAGUCCAGGGCUGUAUUCUCCCGAGCAGCAGUUGUCUGUAUGGCGUUAGGCUUCAUCACAUUAUUAUCCAUGGUAAUAGUUGCGAUUUACAAGUCCAACCAACCAAAGCAGUUAAUGAUGGGAUCUACCAAGAAUGGACAAGGCAUGUAUAUCCUAUGUUUAUUUGAUUUGCUUACUUCUUUUUUUUGUGUUUUAACAAAUGAAUCUAAGGAAGAUUCACUAUUGUUUACAGGUCCUGCUAAACUUGUAAUCCUUCACAUGGAUAUGGCUAUACACAGCUUUGAUGAUAUAAUGAGAAUCACUGAGAAUCUAAAUGAGAAGUAUAUCAUAGGGUAUGGUGCUUCUAGCACAGUGUACAAGUGUGUACUGAAAAAUUCCCGACCAAUGGCAAUCAAGCGACUCUACAACCGGUAUCCACACAACUGGAGGGAGUUUGAGACGGAACUUGAAACCAUUGGCAGUAUCAAGCAUAGAAAUUUAGUCAGUUUGCAUGGGUAUUCACUGUCUCCCUUGGGCAAUCUCCUCUUCUAUGACUACAUGGAGAACGGGUCUCUGUGGGAUAUGCUUCAUGGACCAUCGAAAAAGGUUAAACUUGAUUGGGAAACACGUUUGAAAAUAGCAGUUGGAGCAGCUCAAGGACUUGCUUAUCUUCACCAUGACUGCAACCCCCGCAUUAUUCACAGGGAUGUGAAAUCCUCUAAUAUCCUGCUGGAUGAGAAUUUUGAAGCUCAUCUCUCUGAUUUUGGAAUUGCAAAAUCCAUCCCCAGUGCAGAUACCCAUGCAUCGACUUAUGUUCUGGGAACAAUUGGUUACAUCGAUCCAGAAUAUGCUAGGACUUCUCGGCUCAAUGAAAAAUCUGAUGUAUAUAGCUUUGGCAUUGUGCUUCUUGAGCUACUGACUGGAAAGAAGGCUGUGGACAAGGAGUCUAACUUGCAUCAUCUGAUAUUGUCCAAGGCGGAUAACAAUACUGUAAUGGAGACUGUUGACCCUGAAGUUUCUGUCACCUGCAUGGAUAUAACUCAUGUCAAGAAAACUUUUCAACUCGCCCUGCUGUGCACCAAGCGAAACCCCACUGAGAGGCCAACAAUGCAUGAAGUUGCUAGGGUUUUGGUCUCCCUCCUACCUUUACAUCACUCAAAGAAGCCUCUUUCAAAUGGUAUCGACUAUGAUAAGUUUGCGGUUAACAAGGAACAACAACCAAAAGUGCAACAGCAGAAGCCUGUUCGGCAAGAAAGUCAUUCAUCUGAUGCUCAAUGGUUUCUUCGGUUUGGUGAGGUUAUAUCCAAGAACACACUCUAAGUAGUUUUACAGUCUCCUGUGUUUUGCAACUGUUGAAAACUUCAAAUGGGGAAGAUGCCCGAGUUUUGGUUCAGAUGGGGUAAAACUCUCUGCAGUUACUGGCUAGUAGGUGAAUAUAUGGGUUAUUGUUUCUUUUGGGAGGUAGAAAGUGAACAGUUUGCUUUUGUAAGGAUUAUAAGCAAAUCUGAAAAAGUUGGUAGUUUCUGCUGUAAGGAUAUAUUUUGUUAAAAACUUAAAAUACUAUUAGCUCAUGGGAAAAGGUGAAAACCCCUGGUAGUGUCAGGGUAUGCUUUUUUUA
Rosa chinensis is the source of this 3708-nucleotide messenger RNA. Its product is annotated as LRR receptor-like serine/threonine-protein kinase ERL1. The record is from RefSeq and is a predicted model, not a curated record. NCBI's taxonomy places the organism in Eukaryota, Viridiplantae, Streptophyta, Magnoliopsida, Rosales, Rosaceae. Gene Ontology annotation, biological process: protein phosphorylation. Gene Ontology annotation, molecular function: protein kinase activity; receptor serine/threonine kinase binding; ATP binding. The transcript is spliced from 26 exons. The coding region runs from base 360 to 3410 and encodes 1016 amino acids.